Octopus bimaculoides (California two-spot octopus) is the source of this 5908-nucleotide messenger RNA. RefSeq lists its product as uncharacterized. The record is from RefSeq and is a predicted model, not a curated record. Gene Ontology annotation, molecular function: protein binding. NCBI's taxonomy places the organism in Eukaryota, Metazoa, Mollusca, Cephalopoda, Octopoda, Octopodidae.
AUAUAUAUACAUAUAUAUAUAUUAUUUGAAUGACUAUUGUUCCGUUCAUUCAUGAAUGACUCUAAGUAACAUCAACAGAACAGUUCCUCAGGUUUCAUACAACAUAUGGAGCAUACACAAGACGAUGAGGCGCAUUAAAUGUUAGCGGAAUGUAUCCUGGAUGAAAACAGGUAUAACCGUGCAAUCAGAAAUAAGUAAUACCAAAAGGAAUUUUUGAGAAAAUAUUAUUGUAACUUAUUUUCUCCCAAAAUAAUUUUUAAAAUGAAUACAUCCGACCAAGACAUAUUCGAAGAAACCCCAAAAUCUAUAAGGAUUACUGAGCAUUCCCAUUCCUCAACAAAUAGGAUUCCAAAACCGCCUCGACCUCUUCCUAGAAAUGAUAGUUGUUCGCCAAGAGUUCCGACCGAAAGGUUGGGUCGAGUGAACCAGAUAUGCAAGCAAUUAGAGUCGAGACCUAUUGCUGAUACUGUCGAACUUCGAAAUGGGAAAGUAUCUCAUCGAAUAUUUGCGUCAAAUUUGGGGGUCAACAAAAUCAAAUGUAAAAAUAACGGCUCACCACGAUCGCCGCACAGAAAGACUGUAUCGACUGCAUUGAAGGAUAAUAGUGAAGGACAGAAAGAAGCUCAAAAAGUUGUUAAUGAUACUGCAUUACAUAAUUACAUAAAGGAAAAUGAAGAUGAGGUAGGGGACGAUGACAAGAAGAACGGGGAAGAAGAGAACAAGGAAGAACCGGAGCAGGACCAAGAGCAGGAAAAGAAGGACGGCGUGAUUGCGGAAGAGGAAAGCGAAACAAUUGCCUCGGAGUAUAGAAAGUUCAAUAAAUUGUCUCCCUUUCAGCAAAAUCUAACUAGGUUAUCAAGUCUUUCAGGGACAUUGUCAAAGGGUUUUGAAUGUAAAUAUCAGAGGUGUGCAAAUCACAAUUCAUCUCAUGGUAGAACACAAGAGGAAAAAGAAGAAAAUCUUCACCAUAUCCCUAAUGUGAUUGAAUGUAUUGAAUCAGUUUCAACUGGUGCCACACCCACGCACCAAAGGAAGUUUACGUCUUUGAAAAAACGCGCGAAAAACUUAAAUAUUGAUGAGAAAAAAAGCCUGCGUAAAAAUUCAACAGAUGACUUUUUAAGUUCCCCUCAAAUAAUAUUAGAAAAAUAUAAUACAGAAAACGAUGACCCUUGGGACAUAGCUGUGACUUUUAAUCCGAGUGUAUAUGAUACAGACUCGAAAGGUAUUGAUUCAAAUGAACUUUCUCCAUAUAAACAUUCGAAAACUAAUAAAGACCACGAAAAUAAGUCACGCGAAGUGUCUGGGAAAUCUUCAUUUAGAAUAUGGAAGCAGUCAGCCAUGGAUUAUUUGAAGUCACACACGAGUAGCCUUCACAGAAAUAAGACAUACCAUAUUGAUAUAUCACCUGAAACUCCGAAAAAAAAGAAAAACUGUCCUUCCAAAACACAUCUUAAUAUACAUUCUGGAUGUGAAAAUGUCUCCCUCUCCGAUAAUCAGUCAUCACAAGAUGAGGACAAUUCACCGUUAAAUCAAUGUAAUAGAUCUCCCCUUGAGGAAUACAAUGAUGCAAAUUGUAGCCGCAUAUACAAAUGCCAUAAUUUAAAGAAUUCCUUAAAUUGCGAAGAAAAGUCCCAAAAAUGGAGUAGGAUAAGGCGUGCCUUCAGUGAAUUAUAUCCCUACCGAUGUAUUGAAGUACGCCAGGUCGACGAAAACAUUUUGUCAGAGUAUGUAGAGAAGAAAGAGCCUUCCAGUGGACAAUAUCCCCGUAGAAGCAUUGACGCAACUUGUUCCAUAAAAAAUACAUCCCUUACUGAUUCGCUCAACUUAGCUACGGUUUCAUUUCGAGAUAAUUUACAUUCAAAAGCUCUACCACUAGAAUAUCAAAACUAUCAACAAACCAAUACAACAUUAUCAACUUCCAAUGAAGAGACAGAUUACGAUGAAGUUAUGAUUCCACAUCGCAUUGAUUUUAAGAAAUAUUUCAUUAACCCUGAAAGACAAAUUCCUCGAAGAUCGUCAUUUACAGAUGUCGAAAACGUGUUGAAAGCUGAAACUUCGACUUUAACUUUACCGAAAAGGGAAAGGCAAUGUAUCUCUUUACCGAGAGGUCAGAUAGAGGAAACUAAUAUUCUGGAAUCGCCAUGUUCAAAUGUAAAUACAAUCAGCAAUUCAUCAAGUUCGAAUGACAGUCCAGAAAGCUCCAGUUUGGCAUCAAGUCAAGAAAUAUGUGUAACAACUGCAAGCAGUGUGACAUCUGAUGCUAGUGUUAGCACAAGUCCUGUUACAGUGGAAAAUAGAUUCUUUGAAACUGAUCGACGAGAUCCGAAUUUGAGUAACCAAAAAUCUGAAAUGACAAAGCAAGAAAGAUUAAUCAAAAGUAAUACACCAGAGAAGAAUAAAGUCGAAGAGGUUAGUAAAACAGACAAUGUAAAACAAAGUGAUAGCAGUCCUCAUACUAACAGUUGGAAUGAAAGAAAAUUAAGAUAUACUACAAUCCAAGAAAAAGGAGAACCCACAAUUGGACAUAAGGAAAAUAUGAAUACAUACGAGAAAUAUCCUAUAUCUGCAGCAUCGAUUGCAUCCAGUCUUUCAAAUAGCAAUGAAAACAUCAUAAAACCAUUUCACCCAAUCCCGUUAUAUCGCAGAUCAAACCAAGAUGCAAGAAACUCACCAAAAUCAAUGCUGAAAGCAACCGAUAGUCCUUUGUUACAAGAAAAGUGCAAUAAUAAAGCGCUUCAGCAAUGUACGUAUGAAGAGGAAGAGUUUUAUUCGGCUAACAUGCAUGAUAAAUUUUCCAGUUCAGAUACAAUUCCAAUCGAGGAAAAUAAAUUUAAUAUAAAUAGCAAUCAAAACCAAGUCAACUCUCCAUAUAUUAGGAAAAAAGAACAAGUGGUAAAAGUUAGACCGAAACCUCAAACUAGAACUUCCGUUGACAAGCUAGCAAAAAAUGCAAUUAUUCAAAGUAACGAAAACUCUCUAAAAAUUAAAAGGCCUGGCACACACUCUGAAAACAGCCUUGUUUCAGAUAUAUCAAGUAAAGCAGGGAGCUUUACACCGCCAACUCCAUUGAAACAAACAAUUUUGAAAGGUAAAUUAGAAAACAGUCCGGAAUUAGUUUCUGAAGAUUUUCCGAAAACGAAAUCAUUUCAUCAUUCACCCAAUGAUAAGCAAUAUUUAACUGUAAGCCCGAAUAGGCAUUUUAGUUCUGAUUCACCUAGUUCAAUACCAUUCCGAAAUAUAUCAGACGCCAGAGUAUCUAGAGGAAUUGUAACAAAACCUAUACAAGAGCCAGUAAUAUUAAGUAACAAACAACUACUAAAAAAAUUGCCUUAUCCAGAAGCUGCUCCACUUAAAAAUACUAGGAUGUCGACAAGUGUACCAAUUAGUCCUGUUCAAACACCAAAACGAGUAAGUCAAACAAGUGGACUUCAAUCAGAAGGAAAUAAGUCACCAAUAAAUAAACCAGAAGUGCCUUGUAAGACAAGCCAUGUAAUAAACACAAAGGGAAGCCGAAUACCUAUCAGCAAGUCAACACGCUCUGUUGCUUCACCACCAAAACCUAAUCGGCUUGUUAUGAACAGAUUAACUAAUCCCUAUGGUGGCCUUAGGCCUUCGUCUGAUAACACUUCAGCCCCUAGAAAGAAUCUGCCACCAUCAAAUAUCGAGAAUGACAUGCACCAACUAUACCCAGAAAAUUUAAGUUUAGUAACUGAACAUCCUUUUCAAUCGCCCCCGAUUUCGGAAGUUACUCAUAAGGAGAGUAUCAUGUUUAAAAAGCAACAAAACGGCAAUGAAUACUUUGAAUCAACUGCCAGUGACCAAUUCCCAGCAAUGACGGCAAGGGAAAGCACGAUGAUGAAUAGGAGGAUAUACAUGGAUGAAGAGGAAACAUACAGUAGCUGCAGUAUGAAACAAACAAAUUUAGAUGAAACUGAAUCCUCAAAAGUGUCAAGUCGUGAAGAAAUUCCCAAAUCUCGCAACCAUAACAGUUUCAUACGAUCGUCCAGCUGUGAAGUACAAGUCGGGUCUCCUACGAAGACAUCGCCAACAACUAACUUUGCGGUAGCAAUACCAAUAGAGGCAUCAACGGAGACAUCACACACGAAAUCAAGACCAAAAAUGACGAUAACAGAGACUUCAAUGCAUCAAGAGAAUUAUAAUACUAUUGACAGGAAUUAUCACGAUACCGCUACAUUACCUACUGGGUUCUACAUGGCGAUAGAAGAAGACAGAGGAAAACAUAGGUCAUUUAAGCAAGACGCUGCUGCUCAGACAUCACAGUUGGAUCUUUAUGAAGAAAAUUACAACAAAUAUUUUCAGGGUGGAAAAGAAAUACUUGAAUGCAGACAACAUGAUGCUGCAGCACAAACACAUUUAGAGACAGAGGUUAUCGAAAGAUCACUGGAAGAGAAUGGUACUGAUACAUUAAUGUUUGAAUUCGCAUCAACUUCGUCUUUAACAGCCUCCCUUCCCACGAGUGCUAGACAUCACAUCAAAAUGGGAGGAGCUUCAUUAAAGACUCGACCUUCGUCAGAAAUGGUGGAAAUAAAACAACAGAAGUGCUGUAAAGCCAACCAUUUUUACCAGAAUCCCUUAGAAUCUUCACGGUCAUAUGACCAGAUACAACAGAUCGUAUUUAUGGAAGAAGGUCAAGCACGUUUAUAUGAUUUAAAGCCAGUCUCUUGUCAAAAUGUUCAUAUUAUAUCACCUAAUAAUAAAUCGUACGUAAGCAGUUAUUGCAGUGCUAAUUCACAGGAAUUUCCCAUUUCUGCUGAACAAAACGUAAUGAAACCGUCUUAUAUUGAUCAGAGUCAGACAGUCUUUCCUCGAUCUGAGCUAAAAAAAAAACUGUCCAACAGUUUAGCUUCUGGUUUGAAUGAAAGCUUAUAUAGUAGCAGCGAUAGUUAUAUUUUCCAUAGUAACAAUUCUCUGAAAGAGACGACAUAUUCAGAAUUUGAGCCGAGAAGACGCAGGACUGCAUCAUUAUCAAAUAUUGAAUAUGAAAGGAGAAUGGAUUGUCGUAAAAAUCAAAAAAGAUCAAGAAUAUCAGCAUUCUUUGACAAAUUUCAACGAAAAAAGAAGCCAUCAAUACUUGCGAAUGAUGUAGAUGUACCAACUCACUUCAGAGUAAUUGGACGCAUAUUAGAGAUGUGUUUAGAUGGUACUCGCAUCAUUGAGUUGACACAGCCACCUCAUGGCCUUUGCGGUAUUUACAUGACACGUGUUAAACACAAUCUUGGCUAUAGUAUAUAUGUAUCACGAUUUAGUGAUGGUUAUCCUGCUAAAAUGUUUGCAGGUCUUUUAGGCAUCGGUGAUGAAAUACUUGAAAUCAAUGGCAUAUCCACAGGUUGCAUGACUGUAGAAGAUGCACAUGAUAUGGUUGCAUCAAGUGAUAAACUCAUACUUCGAGUCUUACCAAAUAGAAAUACAUACAGAACGACUUAAUGUGAGACUGUUUCUCCAGAACUGAUAUUGUAAAUACAUUGACUUAGUCAUGGACACAGAGUAUUGGCGAGAGAGAAGAAAAGUGACAAUCAACGAGAACGAGCGAAAACAAAAGUCAUUGUCAAGAACAAUGUAUAUUUGUUUUUCCUACAAUUGCCCUGGGGACGCAUUUUUGUAUAUGUAGCAGAAAUAUAUUCAUUGACUAAUGUCGUUGUAAAUAUUCAGCAUCAUAUUUCUCAGGCUGCAACCCAGGAGAAUAUAAAUAAAUUUUGUGUAUAUAUACAUUAUAUUUUAUUUUUUCGUUUUACAAAAUUCACUCAGAUGAUAUAAAUCCUGCACAAAAUUAGUGAUAAUUUUCAAUAUUGGACAUUAAAUAUUAUAAUAUUUAACGUUCUUCUUGCUUGACAUUGAUGGUCCUAUAAUAUUCAGUAAUAAAUAUUAUAAAGCUUUAGCGAUUAAAUCA